Phacochoerus africanus (Common warthog) is the source of this 2559-nucleotide messenger RNA. Its product is annotated as C-type lectin domain family 12 member B-like. Gene Ontology annotation, molecular function: signaling receptor regulator activity; protein phosphatase binding. NCBI's taxonomy places the organism in Eukaryota, Metazoa, Chordata, Mammalia, Artiodactyla, Suidae. Gene Ontology annotation, biological process: natural killer cell inhibitory signaling pathway; negative regulation of signaling receptor activity. The record is from RefSeq and is a predicted model, not a curated record. The transcript is spliced from 8 exons. Bases 293 to 988 code for a protein of 231 amino acids. Gene Ontology annotation, cellular component: external side of plasma membrane.
UAUAGAACAGAAAUAAGUACCUUUUCCUAUGGCUUUUCAUGGGGUAGUCUCAAUUCUGGAGAUCCGUAUGGUUUUCCUACAGGUUGAAAGAAAAGGAUUGUUUAUAUUUAAAACACAAUGUUUUUCUCUUGGUCAUUUCUUCAACCUGCUGUUUGAUUAGAGGAAGUCAGGAAAGGAGAUAUAAGAGAGACGUACAGCGAUACUCAACUCAGUCUCUGCAGACAUCGGUCACCUCACAAGAGCACCUUCUGUGAAGUUCAGGGUGCUUGAAUUGUGCUUUAUUUGUUCAGUAAUGGCUGAAGAAGUGACUUAUGCUACUCUCAAAUUUCCAAAUCAUUUUAAGACAAACGAACCUCAGGACAGCCACAGUCUCAAGAGAACAGAUAAUCAUGACAGGCCAGAGUUGGAGCUGGAAGAUAAAGCUGAAACUGGAACAGGGAGUGUUGAGGCCACAGCUAAGGUGGCUGAGAGCAGAGCUAUGAGAGGUCAUAGUGUUCCAUCAAAGGUGUGGUGCACUAUUGCUUUCAUCUCACUCUCGCUGAAACUGGUGAUGCUGGCUGGACUGGGAACCCUAGUCCUAAUAAAUUACUACAAACUCUUCAGCAGCAACACAACAGCUUCUGACAUGCAACCAGUCCUCACGGAACAGGUGGAGAGAAACACAACAUUAGAUGUGAACGUGCCUAAAAAUGGCUCAGGCCAGGGAUUUUACUCUUGCUCCAAGCUGUGGAUAUGGCAUGGAAACUGCUGUUACUACUUUUCCACCGAGCUAAAGACUUCCAAUACGAGUAACAGUGAUUGCGGAAAGAAUCAUUUCUCCCUGAUGAAUACAGACGACAGUGAAAAUUGGAAUAGAACCCAGCUGUUCUUUAGAUGUCUUCCAUCGCCUGUUUCCUGGAUGGAUCUGAAUUUCACUCUCGACAACACAAAUCAGACAGUGGAGGAUGUUUCAAACGUUUCCAUGUUGACUUGUUUGGCACCCACAUAAGUAUUUCAAGUGCUGGAACAGUGACGUAUUCAGUAUUCAAUGGAAAUGGAAUAAUUUGAAAAUCUAAGAACUCUAGUCGUUACAUCUGUGAAAACAAAGUAAAUGUACCAAAUUCUCAAUCUCAAGUAAAUGCAAACACUCUUAGUUUAUUAUAAUAGCGUGGCAUGUAGAAAUAACCAUAUAAGCUGAAACUAUGCAAAAACAGUCUCACAAUCAAAUGAAGGAGUCCUGUCCUGGCGCAGAAGAAACGAAUCCAACUGGGAACCAUGAGGUUGCAGGUUCAAUCCCUGGCCUCACUCAGUGGGUUAAGCAUCUGGCAUUUCUGUGAGCUGUGUUUUAAGUUGCAGAUGCGGCUCAGAUCUUAACCCACUGAAUGAGGGUUAAGGAUCUGAGCUGUGGCAUAGGCUGGCAGCUGUAGCUCCGAUUGGACCCCUAGCCUGGGAAUCUUCAUAUGCCACAGGUGCGGCCCUAAAAAGCAAAAAUAAAUAAAUAAAUAUUAAAAAUCGUUGCAAUUCUCACUUGAAAAAAAAAUCAAAUGAGGUAAAUGUGAUUGUAUUGUGACCUUUAAGACUUUUGGUCAAAACAUUAAAAACCCUCUUACGGUUGAUUAUAAUUAUAUAGGAAAAAAUUUUAAGUAAAAUUAACAUUAUUUAAUCCAUUUUAAUUUAAAAUAUUAGAAGCGUCGAGAAUUAAAGUGGUUUAUUUUGUUUACCCAGACUAGCAUAGACAGUGCUACAAGUUCUUACAGUACAACUUACUAUACAGAUUGAACAUCUUUUCUACACGUAGGCAAAUUCUCCUUUCUAAGUUGGGAUCGACUUUUAUCAUUCUAUCCUUUCUGUGCUCAAAGACAUGAAAUAUUUCCAACAGCUCCUUUAAUGUGAAGUUUCUUUGCCGGUGUCAUUUCUUUUAGAUAACAUUGUUUUUCUUCACCACAAUUACUUUUCUUACUUAUGACGAUAAAUUUCUUUCAGUAAGAUCUUUCGACUGCAUGUUGAGACUAAAGUAAUGGCAGAGUCAACAUUCCUACAGUCAGCGAUGUUUCUUACCUGUAUUUAGAUUAUUAUUUACACAGUGUGGUAAAGGUUCCUGUCUUGCUAAGAAGAUGUUAUGCACCAUUGUUUCCUGCCAGGAUGCUUGCAUAUUUUUAGCUGCGUGCUUCAUGUCAUAUUUCUAAAGUUCAGCUAAAGAAAUUACGAUUGCAUUAUCACCUCUGUCUAAAUAUCCAAGAUAAAAGAUUUUAAAAGUUAAAAUAACUCUGGUUUAUUGACUGGAUUAAUAUUGAAUUGACUCCAGCAACUUUUUUUGAUAGGCAAGAAAUCGAAUGAUUAAGGUAGGACGCUUGUGAGAGAUGCAAGCGGGCAGGCAAGGAGGCUUUGCCAACUCCAGCAAUUUUUAAACUCAUUAAUGUCUAUCUUACUCCCACUGUUAUUACCUGUGUAGAACACCGGAUGUAGAGGUGAUCAGUGACCUCGUCUCCUCCCUCAAGCUGCUCCGUGUGCACCUAUAAGAUAUUAGUAAAAACUCUUUUUUAUUUAUCCUUUAAUUCAGAUAUUCUUCAUCUGGGUUUA